ACAGCGCUGACUACCACUCUCUUUCUGGGUUACUGUAAUUUUAGGUCAGACACCGAUUUUGACUCCUUUUAUAGCCCCAGAAAUAUUCAUUCUACCUUUCUUUACUUGAGCAUCACUCAUCCGAAGGCAACAUGACGGGGUCGGAGCCGUUUGAAAAGCAGCAACAGCACAAGUCGGUCAACGGGGACGUUUGCUCAGAGGCAGCCGGAGAAGAUGCGUUUGAUCACACCUACGAGGAGAAGGAAGGCCCGAAACCUUCUAAGAUCUUUGUCUGGAGAAAUAUCAUCCUCAUGACUCUGUUGCAUUUAGGAGCAGUUUACGGCUUAUUCCUCAUCCCUUCUGCAUCUCCCUCUACGUUGCUUUGGACUAUGACCUGCUUUCUGAUAAGUGCUUUAGGAAUUACUGCAGGGGCUCACCGCUUGUGGAGCCACAGGACCUACAAAGCUUCAUUACCUCUGAGGAUCUUCCUCGCUUUUGGUAAUUCCAUGGCUUUUCAGAACGAUAUAUUCGAAUGGGCUCGAGACCACCGGGUUCAUCACAAAUACUCGGAGACAGACGCAGACCCUCACAACGCCAAAAGGGGCUUCUUCUUCUCCCACAUCGGCUGGCUGCUGGUGCGCAAACAUCCCGACGUCAUCGAGAAGGGGGGCAAGCUGGAGCUGAGCGACCUGCUAGGCGACAAAGUUGUAAUGUUUCAGAGGAGGCACUACAAGCUCUCUGUGCUGCUGAUGUGCUUCUUUAUCCCGAUGUUCGUGCCUUGGUACUUCUGGGGCGAGUCCCUGUGGGUGGCGUACUUCGUCCCGGCUCUGCUGAGGUACACCUUGGUGCUGAACGCCACCUGGCUGGUGAACAGCGCGGCGCACAUGUGGGGAAACCGGCCGUACGACCAGAACAUCAACCCAAGGGAGAACAGAUUUGUCACUUUCAGCGCCAUAGGAGAGGGAUUUCACAACUACCACCAUACGUUCCCUUACGACUACGCCACCAGCGAGUACGGCUGCAAGCUGAACCUCACCACCUGCUUCAUCGACUUCAUGUGCUUCCUGGGCCUGGCCAAGGACCGCAAGAGGGUGUCCCGCGAGGUGGUCCUGUCCCGGAUACAGCGCACCGGAGACGGAAGCCACCGCAGUGGCUAAGAAAAAAAAUAAAAAUAGGAAGGAUAAAACACAGAACAGACAAUGUCCAUUUCAAGAGAAGAUGACUAACAGCGCUCUGACAGCUGCUCAUUUGCUCAUCUUCUGAGGUUAAAAUUCAGCGUCACAAGGGCCUUUACCACAGUUUGCUUGUUUUUGGUGGGGGUUUUUGUAGCUGUAGCCACACAAAAUUUUGAAGUUCAAAAGAACGCUUUAAAAUUUUGAGAUUUGCGAUGUAGAUUCAGACCCAAUGCUCAGUUGUUUCAGCUUUUUCACUGUUGAGUUUUAAAAGUGGACUAUUCUUCGCCGCUGUUCAGUCUCCAUCAGCAUUCAACAAUGUAGCCGAUCAUUUUUAUGUAUUACAUUAAUGUUUAUUUAACGCUGGUUGGAAACUGGACUUUAUUUUUGUGUAUAGCACUUUCUAAAAUGAAUUCUGUUCUAAAGAUUAACUUCAUGAGUUUUUAAGAUUUAAAAAAAAAAAAUCUUCUUAGUUGAUACUCGUUGGCUUUAUUGAAAUUUGAAAACCAAGUCGUGCAGCUUGCGUUGAUGUUUACUACAGUUGCCUUGUGCAGAGAAACGAAACCAAAUUUAAAGCAAAACCUGAAGUUCUCGAUAAAAUGUUCAGUUUUGCUGCAUUUAUUCAUUAAUGUAACUAAUCUCAGUGAUAAUAUGUUUUCGAUAACGUUCAAAAUAUUUCCUGUUCAGUUUUGCGUAAUUUUGCAGAUAGUGUUCCAAUCAGCCGCUUUUAUGGUAAAAUCUAUACUUUCUUUCUCACAUCACAUGAUUGUGAAGGCCGGGUUCUCAUUGGUUGGUGCAGCAGCCAGUCACGUGACAGAUCUAUUAGAAAAAUAAAACAUGCCACUCCUUUUGAAUGGCCAUAUGCUGUAGUAGGUGUUGUGCUGAGGUGAUGUGUCAGUGACUGUCAUGGCAGAACUGCAUUUUGUUGCUGUUGUAUCAUCAGGACUGUUGUCAUGGUGAUUCUUUGAGACGGUCUGAAAAAAGAGACUGCCAUUUUCAAUUUGUAGGUGCUUUAAUGUUAGUGUUUAUCUGCGAUUCUGGUCUAUGGAAUGCUUUAAUUAUUUAUGUAUAAAAAAUAUUUCUCUCUUUUUUGACUUGAAAUAUUCUUAACUUGAUGGUUUUUGCACUCCUUGAUUUGGCCGAGUCUUGUGUCGUAUAUGUGAAAUAUUAUCAAACUGCAGCGCCUGCUUUUCUUCUUUGCUAGCAGUCCGACUUCAGUACCGUGCAAAAAUAUUCACACCUUCCUUUAGCUAUUUUGUGACGUUACAGUUACAAACGUUUCUGAAUCUUAUUGGGAUUUUGGGAUAAACCAGCACAAAGUUUUGCAUAAUUACAAAGUAGAAGGAACCUGAUACUUUGUGGCAAUAAUAACUGCCAUAAAUCAGUGGUCCUCUGCCAGUUAUUUUAAUUUUAUGUUUUCUUUAGAAACCAGCUAACGUGAAGUAAAAUUGCGAUGUAGGCACACAUUUUCAUUUGCUCUAAAUCCUUCUGGACUUCUGCUGUUCCUCCAGAACGUAGAUGCACACCACACUUUUGAGAUUGUGUUCUAUUUUCCUUUAACUUCAAAAUGACAUUUUGGAGAAAUUAACAUCCUAAUAAAAUAAUAAUAAAAAAGAGUUCAGGGUUGAAACGUGACAAAUUGCGAAAUUUCUUGGCAUAUUAAUAUUUUUCAAGGUACUGUGCCUCCUAAUGCCUUAUGACAUGAAUCCAUUUCUUCACAUUCCAGCAGCUCCAAGGUUCAAAUACUAAAAGAAAAUAGCUUGCAGGCUGAAAUACAAGGCAAGACUGUUUUAGUUCCAUUUGACAAAUCUUGGGAUGACAACUGGAAAGUGAAGGGAAGCUUUUGUGUUGGAAAAAACUUUCACUGGUGCAAAUGUUUAUUUGGGAGUUUUAACUUGUAAAAUAAGUUAAAGCUUAUUCCUGUCCUGCUGUAGAGGACAGGAGCAGAGACGCCAUGUUGUCUUGAGAAAUGUCAUCACAAGCCAGUAGUGUCACUCAGCUGUGCAGCUCCCCCAAAGUACAAAAGUAAGCAUUUUCAUAGCUUCAGGAGGGAUUGAAAAGGUUCCCAGUUUGUCAGAUUUCAACUGUUUCCUAUUCUGAAAUAAAAAAUGGCAAUAUUUUCAAUA
Messenger RNA from Xiphophorus maculatus (southern platyfish), 3277 nucleotides. It is a transcript of the gene scd, whose product is annotated as acyl-CoA desaturase-like. The record is from RefSeq and is a predicted model, not a curated record. Gene Ontology annotation, molecular function: iron ion binding; palmitoyl-CoA 9-desaturase activity; stearoyl-CoA 9-desaturase activity. Bases 132 to 1136 code for a protein of 334 amino acids. Gene Ontology annotation, biological process: unsaturated fatty acid biosynthetic process; response to fatty acid. Lineage: Eukaryota; Metazoa; Chordata; Actinopteri; Cyprinodontiformes; Poeciliidae. The transcript is spliced from 6 exons. Gene Ontology annotation, cellular component: endoplasmic reticulum membrane.